Messenger RNA from Dicentrarchus labrax (European seabass), 2398 nucleotides. RefSeq names its product chemokine-like receptor 1 (gene cmklr1). The record is from RefSeq and is a predicted model, not a curated record. Gene Ontology annotation, biological process: inflammatory response; positive regulation of cytosolic calcium ion concentration; regulation of calcium-mediated signaling. The transcript has 2 exons. Gene Ontology annotation, cellular component: plasma membrane. Bases 157 to 1191 code for a protein of 344 amino acids. Gene Ontology annotation, molecular function: G protein-coupled receptor activity; complement receptor activity. Lineage: Eukaryota; Metazoa; Chordata; Actinopteri; Moronidae.
CUGAUUGCAAAGCAAAUGGGUUGAGUUGUGUGUCUAACACGUUUAAAGGAAACCACACAUCUCAUUUGACACAACACUCUGGACACCAUCAAGUCAGCAUCAGUUGAAGGUCUGCGCUGCUGAAAUCUCUCAUACAGUUCUGUACUUCGAGGCAAAAUGGAAUUCCAGUAUGAUGAUUUAGAUUAUAACUACAGUUAUGAAGGGAAUAUUACUGAACCUCAGGAGUCCAUUUUUCAGCAGAAUACGACAUGUGUAAAGGACACCUUGUGUCUGUCUUUGAUCGUGGUCAGCGUGGUCAUUUUUCUGCUGGGCUUCUGUGGAAAUGCUUUGGUCAUCUGGAUUUCUGGUUUCAAGAUGAAGAAGACGGUCAACACCACCUGGUACCUGAGCCUUGCGAUCUCUGACUUCCUCUUCUGCGCCUUCCUCCCGUUCAGCAUCACCUACAUGGCGAUGGAGGAGUGGGUCUUUGGCCAGUUCAUGUGCAAAUUCACCUCCGCCAUUAUGUUCGUCAACAUGUUCAGCAGCAUCUUCCUCCUGGUCAUCAUCAGCGUCGACCGCUUUGUGUCAGUAAGGUUUCCAGUCUGGGCCCAGAACCAUCGCACUAUUAAAAUGGCGUCCAUUGUUGUUUUCCUGGCUUGGGUUCUCGCCAUCGCACUGAGUGUUCCCUCUAUGAUCUAUCGGGAUGUUGGCACUCACAUGGGUAAAAAAAUUUGCCUCAACAACUAUGCAUCGCCCUCACACAGUCACAAGAUAGUUGCACUGAGCCGCUUCCUUGCAGGGUUUGUUGUCCCGUUCCUCAUCAUCAUCAUCUGCUAUUCUGUCAUCAUCUCCAAACUUCGAACCAACAGGAUGACCAAAUCCACCAAACCCUUCAAAGUCAUGACUGCCCUUGUCGCCGCUUUCUUCGUCUGCUGGCUGCCCUACCAUGUGUUCAUCCUGCUUGAGCUCAACCACCACAACUACAACCACAACAUUUUAACUAUCGGACUCAAAGUAGGCACUUCUAUGGCAGCAGCGAACAGCUUCCUCAACCCAGUGUUGUAUGUCUUCAUGGGCAACGACUUCAAGCAGAAGUUCAGGAGCUCUGUGCUCUCAAAGAUGGAGAACGCGAUGGGAGAGGAAGGGCGCACCAUCAGCCGAUACCUGUCCAGGUCCAGCUCCAUGGACGGCAGAGCUUCCACACACAUCUAAAGGUGACACAUUACUCCAAAACUGUUUCACUCAUUGCAACAAAAAUACUGUAUUCAAAUGUGCAAUCAACAGAAAUAUGUUGCAUGUGAAUCAAGUUUAUUUAUAUUCACAGUAGAAAUUAUGCUUUUUGUUGCACUUUUAUACUGUUGGAAGCAUUAAGAAAUCUGUUGCCAAUUUAGACUCACCAACACAUAAUGCUGUUUCCAAUACCUAAACAUUUAGCUCAUUCUGCAUUGCACACUGUUGGAAGUGUUUUCAGAGCAGUAUUUGUAGAAAGUUAAAAUUUUGUUGUAAAAUAAAAGGACUGUAAUUAUGUAUUAUAUUUUCUCAUAACAAACACAUAAACACGUAUAAUCAUUAUAUAAAGCAUGGUUUGAUAUUAUAUUAAGUAAAAUGAACACUGGAGAGGCUCCUUUCACAACAGCAAUUUGCAUGCAUUUGCAAUCACACACAGUGACAGCAUCAUCUUUCACAGAUGUUUGUUGCUUGUAAAUUGCAGAUUUACUUGCAAGUCUUGCAGCAUGCGAGAAAUUAGUGAAACAAAUUUAACAGGAGAGGAAAUUAUCUUGUGUUGCAAAUUGCAGCUUGCAUGUUGCUCAUUUGCUGUAGAAUUGUAGAUUGUUGUACAGUUUUCAUUUGAUUUCCUUGACCUUUGAACUACAAUGAUAAGCACAAGGCUACCCAUUUGGAAAUAAAGAGAUGAUAAUGAAGAACACACUGAAGGAAAAGAGCCAAUUACUGGUAUUUAUUUUGCAUGCACGUAGCUGCUCCACCCAAAAUACCCUGUGGUUCUAUUUACUGACACAGUAUGCAACUAUUUAUGUAUUGCAGCUUUAAUGUGUGUUGUAUCAGACUGGACAAAUAUUCUGUGCAAAUGGGUGGAGGAGACUGCUGUUGAGAGUUCAUUCUUGUGAAUAAGAGAAGUGGAGAAAUAGCUGGUGUAAUCCAGUUUGUAUACUAUGAACUGUCUUGGACAGUUUAUUGUAUGAGCUGAAUGUAUCUCUUGAGCAAUUCAGUGUAGCAGUGACAACACAAUACACCACAAUACCAUACACCCAGGUGUUAUAAUCAGUUGACAAAGAGUUUGUUGAAUUGACCUGUAUUUUUGUUAUUUUGUGUAUAAGAGCUGUACAGUGAAUGUAGUUGUAGUGCAAUAAAUGUUUGAAUGUUUUUUAUCCUUGAAAUAAAGAUGUAACCCUUACAAUAA